AUGCCACCGAUGGCUGCUGCGGACAGGCCCGCCUGGCUUGCCUGGCCCACCUGGGCGGUUGUUGUGGCGCUGACGUCCGGUGGCAGCGGCGGGGCUGGAUGUUACAUGCACGGUGAGUCAAUGAAGUUGACAACGAUUGGUGGUGGUGGUGGUGGUGGUGGUGGUGGUGGUGGUGGUGGUGGUGGUGGUGGUGCUGCUGCUGCUGCUGCUGCUGCUGAUGAUGAUGAUGAUGAUGAUGAUGAUGAUGAUGAUGAUGAUGAUGAUGAUGAUGAUGAUGAUGAUGAUGAUGACGAUGGAAGCAGCAGCCAGGCAACAGAAGACUAG
Closterium sp. NIES-65 is the source of this 324-nucleotide messenger RNA. The record is from the annotation of a GenBank genome assembly. Lineage: Eukaryota; Viridiplantae; Streptophyta; Zygnematophyceae; Desmidiales; Closteriaceae.